GAAUACAAUAGCAAUACAAUGACAGACAAUGGAACUUUUUUUUAGUGGCUGGGACGUGUACCGCCUCUCUUGCAUUUCUGCCUUAUCUUCCUCCGCGUGUGUGGAAGGUGGACUGCAGGUAAUAGAUGAGGAUGAAGUGCAGGAUAGGCUGGGGCUGGUAGAGGAGUACCUCUCGGCGUGGGACGCGUUACAAUGGAAGCUCCUGCGAUCUACCGCACGGGUCUGCCGUCGGGAACGGGAGCGCCUGGUUGCGAAUGAGGCUGCGGAACGUCGACUGAUCGAGGGCGACAGCGCGUUUCUGCCUUACAAACCCUUUCCCGGAGCGAUGUUGAGUGAUGCUUUUCACCCUUUGCUGGUCCACGAAAGCGAAGCGCGCCAGCGUAUCUUUCAGGAGUACACGGACUGCUUCUCGACAAAUCUGUUUAAUGCGUACGAGGCGCUACGGCGGAUGGGGGUUACAUACGAGGCACUGGACUCGCUCGUUAUCAAGGCGUGCCAUGUAGGUCGUGCUGGGCAGCGCGAGGGCCUGCUGGCGCACACCAGCACCUCUGGGCACGCUUUCGAAUCGCCGCACUUAGACCGAUUAGCACCCAUCUUCCCCAACAGCAUGACAAAUACGCUUUGCAGCGCCACUGUGUCCCUGCUUGUUGGACAGGAGAAGGAGGAGCGGUGUCUCCUCGACGCAACACGGCGCAAUUUCAUGGACAGCGCAAAGGCUGUAAGAGCAGUAUACGAGGAGCAAUAUGCACGGCUCAAGGAUUCCUUGACGCUGACGACGGAAGCGUCCAUGGUGUCAGCUCCGUGA
Molecule: messenger RNA, 805 nt
Organism: Leptomonas pyrrhocoris
Lineage: Eukaryota; Euglenozoa; Kinetoplastea; Trypanosomatida; Trypanosomatidae
Exons: 1
Coding region: 29-805 (258 amino acids)
Source: RefSeq, a predicted model, not a curated record